Molecule: messenger RNA, 1648 nt
Organism: Trichomycterus rosablanca
Lineage: Eukaryota; Metazoa; Chordata; Actinopteri; Siluriformes; Trichomycteridae
Gene: vps26a
Product: VPS26, retromer complex component A
Exons: 9
Coding region: 74-1057 (327 amino acids)
Biological process (GO): intracellular protein transport; retrograde transport, endosome to Golgi
Cellular component (GO): endosome; retromer complex
Source: RefSeq, a predicted model, not a curated record
GUUUCCACGUUCACUGCUGGACCAGGACUGAAGCUCUUACUGGUUCUGGACUGGGUUUAACUGACCUGCUGAAAUGAGUUUCCUGGGUGGUCUGUUCGGUCCCAUUUGUGAGAUCGACGUCGUUCUCAACGAUGCCGAGAGCAGAAAAACGGCGGAGCUGAAGACGGAGGAGGGUAAAGUGGAGAAACAUUAUUUAUUCUACGAUGGAGAGUCCGUUUCUGGAAAGGUGAACAUCAACGUAAGACAAACCGGGAAGCGACUCGAACACCAGGGAAUCCGAAUCGAGUUUGUCGGACAGAUCGAGCUGUUCAGCGAUAAGAGCAACACACACGAGUUCGUGAACCUGGUGAAGGAGCUGGCGCUGCCCGGCGAGCUCAACCAGAACCGCAGCUACGACUUCGAGUUCAUGCAGGUGGAGAAGCCGUACGAGUCCUACACCGGGGCCAACGUACGCCUGAGGUACUUCCUGAAAGUGACCAUCGUGAGGAGGCUCUCCGACCUGGUGAAGGAGUACGACCUCAUAGUCCAUCAGCUCGCCACCUACCCGGACGUCAACAACUCCAUCAAGAUGGAGGUGGGCAUCGAGGACUGCCUGCACAUCGAGUUCGAGUACAACAAGUCCAAGUAUCACCUGAAAGAUGUAAUUGUGGGUAAAAUCUACUUCCUGCUGGUUCGGAUCAAAAUCCAACACAUGGAGCUUCAGCUGAUCAAGAAGGAAAUGACGGGGAUCGGGCCGAGUACGACCACAGAGACGGAGACUGUGGCCAAGUAUGAGAUUAUGGACGGAGCUCCGGUCAAAGGCGAGUCCAUACCCAUCCGCCUGUUCCUGGCUGGCUACGACCUCACGGCCACCAUGAGGGACGUAAACAAGAAGUUCUCGGUGAGGUACUUCCUAAAUCUGGUGCUGGUGGAUGAGGAGGACCGGAGAUACUUCAAACAGCAGGAGAUCGUCCUGUGGCGAAAAGCCCCCGAGAAACUCCGCAAGCGUAACUUCCACCAGCGCUACGAGUCCCCGGAGCCGCGGCCGAGCCUCUCCGCCGAGCACCCGGAGAUGUGAGCGGAGCCGCCGCCGCCGAGGGUCACGCUCCUGCGCCGGCCGACGGGAAGGAAGGAGAUGCGACUCCCACCCGACACCACCGCCCGGCCGCGCCCAUUCCACCCUCCGUCCUUCAGAAAGCACUGGAACACAGACCGCUCCGUUUAAACCCUGUAGUAGCGCUCGGGACUCGAACCCUCCUGCUAGAUGAAGAAAUGGUUUGAAUGCACUUGGUUGUUUUCUUUAUUGUUUUUCCUGAGCUGCAGGAUGAGAGAGAGAGAGACAGAAUUCUGCAUGCUGGCUGGUUGGUUUAACUCGCUGGUUAAUUGGUUAAUUUCCAGGAACCGAAACACGUGUGUGUGCACCCAGAGCAGAGUGCCAAAUGAUCUCCAAUAAUCACUUUCAUGUACAAAACAAAUGUAUUUAACUUAUUUAGCGUUUAGCUCCGUAUAGCGUUCAUUCUCUUGUGUGUGUUAUUAUUAUUAUUAUUAUUAUAUUUGUUGUUAGAAAGAAGAUAUAAAACGUUAUGAUGCCUAUAAAGGCUCUACAUAUGAAGCUUUUCAAAUUUAUAUGCAUUUUAUUGUACAAUAAUGAUAAAUGUGCAGAUUAUAA